AUGAAUCGAUUAUUCGGAACAAAGAACACGACACCAAAGCCGACGCUUGAAGGUGCCAUUUCAAACGUAGACAACCGCAUCUCCAGCCUCGAUGUAAAACUCGCCGCCCUAAACUCCGAACUCUCAACCUACCAAGCCAAAAUCUCCAAGAUGCGCGACGGCCCAGGCAAAAAUGCUCUCCGCCAAAAAGCCCUCAAAGUUCUCCAACGCCGCAAACAAUACGAAGCGCAGCGCGACCAACUCUCGCAGCAGUCCUGGAAUAUGGAGCAGGCGGGGAUGAUGCAGGAUAAUUUGAAGAAUACGAUGACGACGGUGGAUGCAAUGAAGACGACGACUAAGACGCUAAAGAAGCAGUAUGGUAAGGUGGAUAUUGAUCAGAUUGAACGGUUGCAGGAUGAGAUGGCGGACUUGAUGGAUGUGGGGAAUGAGAUUCAGGAGAGUCUCUCGAGGGCGUAUGAUGUGCCUGAGGAUGUGGAUGAGGCGGAUUUGGAUGCGGAAUUGGAAGCAUUAGGGGAGGAGACGAUGUUUGAGAGCUCGAUGGGGGAGAGUGCGAUGCCUGGCUUUUUGCAGGAUGAGGUCGCGCCGCCGCAGUUUGUUGAUGAGCCGCCGGAGGAGGCUAAGGUGAAGGAGCCUGCUGGCGGGGCAGCAUGA
Molecule: messenger RNA, 651 nt
Organism: Aspergillus chevalieri
Lineage: Eukaryota; Fungi; Ascomycota; Eurotiomycetes; Eurotiales; Aspergillaceae
Product: putative SNF7 family protein (Cta1)
Exons: 2
Coding region: 1-651 (216 amino acids)
Biological process (GO): vesicle budding from membrane; late endosome to vacuole transport via multivesicular body sorting pathway
Cellular component (GO): multivesicular body
Source: RefSeq, a predicted model, not a curated record